AUGUUAUUGUUGCGGUUAACAGCUUUGUAUUGCUUAUUUUCCGUUUGGGCACAAUGUGAAGAGGCUUCAGGGCUAACCGUUGACGUGGAUGCAUAUCGGGAAAAGGUGCGUCGCAUGUUCUAUCAUGCCUACAAUGGAUAUCUUGAUUAUGCUUUUCCUUAUGAUGAGCUGAAGCCAAUAUCAUGCAAAGGGGUCGACACAUGGGGAUCAUUCUCCUUGACAUUAAUCGAUGCGUUGGAUACUUUACUGGUGAUGGGGAACGCUACAGAAUUUAAGCGGGCGGUGGAUCUUGUUUUAGCUACCGUUGAUCCGGAAGCAAAUGUUAAUGUUAGCGUUUUUGAGACAAAUAUCCGCGUCGUUGGAGGGCUGUUAACAGCACAUAUGAUGAGUGGAAGAGUUCCAGGUAUGGAUCUGGAGCCAGGAUGGCCUUGCUCAGGACCUUUACUCCGUCUAGCUGAACGAAUGGCGGAUCGAUUACUUCCGGCUUUUAAUACGGAUACUGGAAUGCCAUUCGGCACUGUAAAUCUUCGCUAUGGUGUCCACAAGACGGAAACACCAAUCACUUGCACAGCCGGAGUUGGGACAUUCCUGCUUGAAUUCGGGGCACUUUCACGGCUAACUGGUGAUCAACAAUAUGAGCAAGCGGCUAUGCGGGCACUGGAUGCAUUGUGGAAAAGCCGGUCACCGAUUGGGCUUGUUGGAAACCACAUAAAUGUACAAACGGGUGUAUGGACAGCCACGGAUUCUGGAAUUGGAGCUGGAGUUGAUUCAUAUUUUGAAUAUUUGGCAAAAGGCGCGCUAUUGUUUCAGCGUCCCCAUUUGAUGAAGCAAUUUUACGAUUACGAAGAAGCUAUUAAUAAACAUGUGAGACAUGAAGAUUGGUUUCAUUGGGUCAGUAUGACGAAAGGAACCACAUCGCUACCAAUUUUCCAAUCUUUGGAGGCGUUUUGGCCCGGGGUCUUGACAAUGGUCGGGAAGGUUGAUGACGCAUCUCGGAUUAUGUUACAAUAUUCAAGUCUUAUUAGACGCUACGGUGUACCUCCAGAAUUUUAUCAUCUUGGUGAUCAGGAGCCAGUUAAUGGCAGAGCCGCCUAUCCGUUACGCCCGGAAAUGGCUGAAAGUCUGAUGUAUCUUUAUCGAGCCACCGACGAUCCUCAUUGGUUGGAAUUAGCUGCACAAAUGGUCGAUACCAUCGAAUCAGCAGCAAAAACAAGUUGUGGCUAUGCGACAGUUAAUAAAGUGCAAGAGCACAGUAUCGAAGAUCGAAUGGAAUCAUUCUUCCUAGCCGAAACGACCAAAUAUCUGUAUCUCAUCUUCGACCCUGAAAACUUUUUACACAAUGAUGGAUCGUAUUCGAGAGAGAUACAAACGACAAAUGGGCCCUGUAUUAUCGAAGCCGGCGGAUAUAUUUACAAUACUGAGGCCCACCCUCUCGAUCCCGCAAUAUUACAUUGUUGUUCCGCCAAGCGACAAGCCGAGCGAGAAUCGAUGACAAAAUUCUCGUCAAAUAUUGAUUUUGUUUCCCUGCUAUACUAUGAUGAUCGUCAUUGGAGCGAGAAAAGCCAAGACAACCAAGAAGAAGUGAAGGAUCAGGAGAAGCACGAUAGCUCUGAUUAUAUUAAACAACAAUACGGAAGUGAAGAUCUCGAAUUCGAGAUAGAUCCAAGCCUCGUCGCGGCAGCUCCAGCUCCCAUGCAGAACAUUUAUGAACGAGUUGAUGUCAAGGAUUUUAUCAAGAAAGCGCGAACCCUCGAUGAAGAAGCAGCAAAGAAGAAGCCUGCCAAAGGGUGGGCAAAGGAAGUACCAAAUUAUACUGAAACUAUCAAAGAAAUCUUUGCGGAGAUUGCUGCAGAAACUGAUUAUUUUACGACGGAACUGCCAAAUUGGCAGCUUUUGACGAAGCUGAUAGAAGCGAGGUCAAAUGCCCGCGACGUUCAAGUGGUUCAGGCUAGGAUUACGGAUGCCUGUGUAGUACUUGAUAACAUUGGAGAUUCGGCAGCCUUUCGUUAUUUUCUGGGUGUCAUUUAUGAGAAACAUAUAUAUCCAAAAUAUUCCAUACCUUACACCCGGGGAGCCGUUUGUUUGAUAGGAGAAGUACCAAUCGAAGCCGAUAAUUAUUUCCGCGAAAAACCAGAAUUCCAAAUAGAAUCAAGCAAGACAAAGAGCAACCGUUCUAAAGAGCGACAAUUCCGCUUUGAACACCCUUAUGAAUUUGAGACUCACGCUGAUAAUCUUCUUCUCACUGCGCCGAUACCUGGAUUCGAAUCGAAAUUUAAUGCACUGGGUUUUAUUUCUCCUAGGGACAAUGGGAGUGCUGCUAUUGAAUCGAUUGCUCAA
Molecule: messenger RNA, 2337 nt
Organism: Mesorhabditis spiculigera
Lineage: Eukaryota; Metazoa; Nematoda; Chromadorea; Rhabditida; Rhabditidae
Source: the annotation of a GenBank genome assembly